CUAGACCCGAUGGCCACCUCCGCCGCCACUGGCUCCUUGCCUUCCUACCUCGUCCCGGCCUCCGCCUCCCGCCGCCGCCGGGCCCACCGGAUCCGGGCGUCGACGACGUCGGUGGAAGGGGCGAUGGACGUGGUGUCGGAGGCGGAGCUGAGGGAGAAGGGGUUCAUGGGGAUGCGGAAGACCAAGCUCGUCUGCACCGUGGGCCCCGCGUGCCUGGACGCGCUGCCGGCGCUGGCGCGCGGCGGGAUGGGCGUGGCGCGGGUCAACCUCUGCCACGGCGGCCGCGACUGGCACCGCGCCGCAAUGACCGAGGUGCGGAGGCUCAACGAGGAGGAGGGCUUCUGCGUCUCCCUCAUGGUCGACACCGAGGGCUCCCAGCUCCUCGUGGCGGACCACGGCGGCCCGGCAUCAGUCAAGGCCGAGGAUUGCUCUGAAUGGUUAUUUACAAGUAAAAAAACUGACAAAGUUCAUCCAUUUGCAAUGCAUGUGAACUUUGAUAAGUUUUCUGAAGGCAUUCUAGUUGGUGACGAGCUUGUCGUAGAUGGUGGAAUGGCUACAUUUGAAGUUACAGAAAAGAUCGGGGACGAUCUACGCUGUAAGUGCACAGACCCAGGUUUGCUUCUUCCUCGAGCCAAGUUGUCAUUCUGGAGGGACGGAAAAUUAAUUGAAAGGAACUUUGGGCUUCCUACCUUGUCGGCAAAGGAUUGGGCUGACAUUGAAUUCGGCAUAACUGAAGGGGUUGAUUUCAUUGCUCUUUCAUUUGCAAAGGAUGCUAAUGAUAUUAAGGACCUGAAGACUUACCUCUCCAGAAGAUCACUAGGACACAUUAAAAUAUUUGCGAAGAUUGAGAGUCUGGAAGCUCUGAAGAACCUGAAAGAAAUCACAGAGGCAUCUGACGGAGUUAUGGUUGCACGUGGUGAUCUUGGAGUGCAGGUUCCUCUAGAACAAAUCCCAGCCAUCCAAGAAGCAAUUGUUGAACUAUGUAGAAACCUGAACAAGCCCGUGAUAGUUGCUUCUCAGCUUCUUGAAUCAAUGGUUGAAUACCCAACGCCAACUCGCGCGGAGGUUGCAGACGUCUCGGAAGCAGUUCGGCAAUAUGCAGAUGCUAUAAUGCUAUCAGCUGAGUCCGCUGUAGGUGCAUUUCCUGAGAAAGCUCUGUCCGUCCUUCGUGCUGCUAGCGAGAGGAUGGAAUCAUGGAGCCGCGAGGAAAACAUGCAAAGAUUUCUUCCGCAACACCAGCUUGCAAUAGCUCUGCCUGACCGUAUUUCGGAGCAAAUUUGCAGCAGUGCUGUGGAAAUGGCAAACAACCUUGCCGUGGAUGCCAUCUUCGUUUAUACAAAGCAUGGCCACAUGGCAUCGCUCCUAUCUCGCAACCGGCCAAACCCUCCCAUCUUCGCGUUCACUGACAAUGCGAGUUCAAGAAAGAGCAUGAACCUUUACUGGGGAGUAAUCCCACUUCAGCUACCUCUGUUGAAUAGCAUGAACGAUAACUUCAAUAAUACCAUCAGGCUCAUGAAGUCCAAGGGUUCAGUGAAACCUGGAGACUCUGUCUUGGUCGUCGCCGACUCGGAUCUAAACCAGCCUUGUGGUGCUACAUCAGUUUAUCAAUCAAUUCAGGUCCGACUAGUGGACUAAGCUAUGCAUCGUUGAACUAUUAGCUGCUCCAAAACACCGUUUACUGCAGAUGUGCUAUAGUGAACAAUUUGUGUAUAUUGUUUAUGGAAUAUGUGUUUUCCGUGCCCAA
Messenger RNA from Lolium rigidum, 1744 nucleotides. Its product is annotated as plastidial pyruvate kinase 1, chloroplastic-like. The record is from RefSeq and is a predicted model, not a curated record. Bases 10 to 1635 code for a protein of 541 amino acids. Gene Ontology annotation, molecular function: pyruvate kinase activity; magnesium ion binding; potassium ion binding. Gene Ontology annotation, biological process: glycolytic process. NCBI's taxonomy places the organism in Eukaryota, Viridiplantae, Streptophyta, Magnoliopsida, Poales, Poaceae. Gene Ontology annotation, cellular component: cytoplasm. The transcript has 7 exons.